AUACGCACUUUCAUGGCGGCGAGCCCGACAAGGGUAGCAUUACUUUGCAACAUUUGUUGAAGCAUUUAUCAUUAUUUAUUUGUAGUUUCCGGUGGUUUCGUAGAAUCUGAAAUUCAAAAUGUUAAUUACACUUAAAACCUUGCAACAACAAACGUUUAAGGUUGAUAUCGCAGAGGAAUCAACGGUGAAAGAACUAAAAGAGAAAGUGGAGGUAGAGAAGGGGAAAGAAUUUCCUGCUGCAGGACAGAAGCUCAUUUAUGCAGGAAAGAUUUUAGAAGAUGACAAGAAAAUAUCAGAUUAUAAGAUAGAAGAGAAGAAUUUUGUUGUUGUCAUGAUAACAAAGCCGAAGGCGGCACCCCCAGCCAAACCCGCAGAGAGCACCAGCACACAGCCAGCUCCCACAGAACCUGCUGCUGCAGCUGCCCCCGCCCCUGCCCCCACCCAGACACCCACUCCUGCACCCGCACCGGCACCCACCCCCGUACAGACAGAGGCAAAAGACACACCCAAACCCGAGGAAGCUAAGCCAGAGGAUAAGCCUGCAAGCAUCCCAGCAGCCACUGGGACAUCUGCAUCUGGCGAGACCCCUGCACAGCUAGCUGCAAGUGCAUUACCCCAGUCAGCCAUACAGUCAGCAGAAAGCUCCCUUGUGACAGGCCAGGAGUAUGAGAACAUGGUGAUGGAGAUGAUGAACAUGGGCUUCGACAGGGAGAUGGUGGUGCAGGCACUCAGGGCUAGCUUCAACAACCCAGACAGAGCUGUAGAGUAUCUACUAGGGGGUAUUCCUGCUACACCAGUUGCUGUAGUUGAUGACCCCCCUCCAGCUCAGCCAGCCCCUGCCCCACCCGCAGCCACGACCGGUGCUCCACCCCCUACACAAGCUGCACCCCCUGCAGGUACCCCCCCUGUACAAGGCCCGGCACAGGGGACAGGCUCCACCCCAGCCAGUGCUGCCCCUGUAGGAGGCAAUGCUGGAGACCCAUUAUCAUUUUUACGCUUACAACCCCAGUUUCGGCGGAUGCGAGAAGCCAUUCAAGAAAAUCCUCAAUUACUCCCAGUUUUGUUACAGCAAAUUGGUCAGACAAAUCCUACUCUUUUAGCACUAAUUAAUCAGAAUCAGGAGCGCUUUGUAGACAUGUUAAAUGAGCCACUAGACGAUGAAGCAGCAGAGCCCCAGGGGGCUGGGGCAGGGAGUGGCCAGGGUUAUAUACACGUCACACCACAGGAAAAAGAGGCAAUUGAAAGGUUGAAAGCAUUGGGAUUCCCUGAAACAUUGGUUGUUCAAGCAUACUUUGCCUGUGACAAGAAUGAAGAGCUUGCUGCUAACUUUUUGUUAACCCAAACAUUGGAUGACGAAGAGCAACAAAGCUGAUCAUUUUAAACAAAGACGAUUGGGAUUAUUUCCCCUACAGUUAUACACAUGUAAAGAAAAUCUUGGGACUUUAAAGGAAAUCAUAAGCCCUGUGGAAGAUGGCGAAAGUGGUGCCCGUUUUCUUGCAUGGAUAUACUAUCCAUAUUUUUGAGAAGGCGAUGAUUGUAUGAAAUGCUGACAGAUUUUAUGCCUGCCAUGAAAAUUAAUGUGCAUACCAUAGUUGGUCUCGAUAUAAACUCUCGCUCUAUCCACCCAUCGCAAAUAUGUACAAACUGAUGAUGACAUUUACUGAUGGAGAAGUAGGUUGAAAUUUGCACUAACCAAAGCCAAAGUUACUUGGGUUGCUAAGCAACCAACAUUUCAAGUGGUUAGUCACUGUUUCAACUACCAAGUCUAAUCAGUCGGUGUAAUGAUGUUGCAGAUUUUCAUUACGAUGUGGAGCAGUGUACACAGUAUUUGAUUCUCUGUCAUUAAGUUUGAUGUUCUUGCUAAGCAUAACAAAUUUUUACUCCAGGUAUUUAUGGCGCAUAAAUUCUUCACGUACCGAAAUAUUACGAAGCCACAAUUUGCUGAAAGUAUUUUGUGAUUGUCUGCAUACCUCAGGAUUCGUGCUGCAGUUCACGCCAAGUCUUAGACAGAAAUUACACUGCUUUUUGAUACUAUGGAUACUCAACAACUGAUAUAGGAUAGGUUUUGUCUACAGCAGUCAUCCAUGCCUACUGCACUGUGACCUUCCACUUCAAUCAAACUCCUUGCACCACACUUGCCCUGUAUGGAGCGACAUCACGACUGCAUCUGGAUGAUAGCGUAGACACUGAUAUGUUAUGGACAAAAUAUUAAGUUGAAAAAAAUAAAUUAUGUAUGGCAAUUUUUGUUUUCAAUGGAUACAUUGUACAGGUAUUUGAAAAGUUCUUUUUUGAAAUGACUUGGUAAAUUCUUUACCAGUAGUUUCAAUCUGCAUGUACUGAUCUACUCAUUUUCAUUCCUUUUGGAAAUGGAAUUGAGUUUGUUUGGGGGUUGACCUUCUCAAUCAGAUCAGUGGCAGUCAUAACAUGUCAAGUAAGAUUUCUGUAACUUUUCUUUCAAUCGUUAUAAGCCACAAAAGUAAUCAUUGAUGGCACAGUGCACUACCCCUGCAUAUACAUUCAAUUGUGUGCCUUGACAGUCAGUUUUGUCUGCAUGCACAUGUCCUUGAACACUGUUACAAUCAGGGAACCAAGCUUCCUCGUGUGGUAUAUCUUUUCACAUAUCAGUUAAUUUAUUUAAAAAUGAUAGCAGGCAGAUAUAUUUGAGAAAUACAUGUUGAAGCUGGUGAGAAUGUUGAUUGGUGUAACUACUAAUAAUCUGAUGUCAUGUUACAUCAGUGAGCUUUGGGACAGGGUGUUACAUAGUGUUCUCUAGAGGUAAAAGGAUAAGGACAUUUAAAACAUGUUAGACAUGCCUUUUCCUUUGGGUUGCAUCACCAGGUAGCACUUGAUUGACACGAGAUCAGAUUAUUUCAGGGGAGAGCACUCUAAGAAAACUGAUUGAACAGUGGUCUUAGAUUCAAGUAACUGUCAAAUAUGACACGUUGGUUAAUAUUAUCCAAUGGCGCUUGCAUUCCAUUUUUGGGAUUGAUCAUUAAUUGAUAAACAUGAAACCUUGAUCCUUUCGUAUGUAUUGUUUCUUUUUGUCAUUAAAUGAUGAAAGGUGUGAUUCUGAUUCUAAUAAAGCAUCCUGUUGUUGAUGUCCAUAGUACUCAAAGCCUUGAAAAUUAGCAGAUGCUAAAAAAUCCCUGCUAAAAUUUUAUGAAUAAACUGUUUAUUCAA
Haliotis rufescens (red abalone) is the source of this 3180-nucleotide messenger RNA. RefSeq names its product UV excision repair protein RAD23 homolog B-like. The transcript is spliced from 9 exons. Gene Ontology annotation, biological process: nucleotide-excision repair; proteasome-mediated ubiquitin-dependent protein catabolic process. Bases 119 to 1372 code for a protein of 417 amino acids. NCBI's taxonomy places the organism in Eukaryota, Metazoa, Mollusca, Gastropoda, Lepetellida, Haliotidae. Gene Ontology annotation, cellular component: cytosol; nucleoplasm. Gene Ontology annotation, molecular function: polyubiquitin modification-dependent protein binding; proteasome binding; ubiquitin binding. The record is from RefSeq and is a predicted model, not a curated record.